Mesocricetus auratus (golden hamster) is the source of this 2189-nucleotide messenger RNA. RefSeq names its product ras-specific guanine nucleotide-releasing factor RalGPS1-like. The record is from RefSeq and is a predicted model, not a curated record. Gene Ontology annotation, molecular function: guanyl-nucleotide exchange factor activity. Gene Ontology annotation, biological process: small GTPase-mediated signal transduction. NCBI's taxonomy places the organism in Eukaryota, Metazoa, Chordata, Mammalia, Rodentia, Cricetidae.
GCCUCAGCCUCGAACUUGGAGUGGACUGGUUGGGCUGGUUUGAGGCAGCCUAAGAGGCCUGACUCUAAAUUGCUAUGGCUGAGCUCAUGAGCUGGCUUUAUGUUUUUGUCUCUUUUGGGAUCCUAUUCUGGAGCUCCUGUGCCCCUCACAGGGGUUCUGUUGAAGGGUCCUGUCUGCCCUCUACCUGGCUCUGGGUCCCAUCUCUUCUAUAGUAAUCAACAUUUCCCUUCCCAGCUUAUCAUGCUGCUUACUCCAUCAGGUGAGGUCCCAUCAUGAAGCUCAGGGUGCCUCAUGUAAUGUGUUGCAGCCGACAGUUCCGAUCCCUCGUUUCCGUGCUGUUCUCGUCAUUGUCCAGACUUAGAGCACUCUCAUCACCUCAGAAGCACUCUGUGUCCAGGCUUCUCCUGCCAUGGGCACUUUAUUCCUAUAAGUCUGCCAUUUCUGGGAAUUUCCUAAAAUGGAAUCGCACUGUACAUUCCUUUGCAUCUGAUUUCUUCCACUAGCAUAACAUUUUUGAGGUUGCUGUGGCUUGUGCUAUCAUCUCGUUUCUUUUCAUAGCUGAGUAGUAGCGAGCUGUGUGGCUAGGUCACACUGCCUUGGCAUUCACUGGAGACAGACUCUGACCUGGUUCCAGCAUUUGCUGUUAGGAGUGAUGCUGCAUUGGGCAUCCUCUGUGUGUCUGGGAUGUGCUCAUUCCUUGCAGCAGAUGCUGGGAACCAGUCAGGCAGCUGCCAAGUUAUGUUCUGAAGCCACUGUGCCGUUUGCUCUCUCACCAGCAGAGCAUGACGGUUUCAGCACAGUCCCCGGUCACUUGGUGUAGUCUGGUUUGGUUUGGUUUUUGUUGUUCUGAUUCUGGCCAUCCUAUUGGGUAUGAAGUUGUGUCUUUGUGGCUUUGCUUUGUGUUUCCCUAGGGGCUUUCCCCUUAUUUACUCUGUGUGUGUGUGUGCGUGCGUGCGUGCGUGCGUGCGUGUGUGUGUGUGUGUCUGUGUGUCUGUGUGUCUGUGUGUCUGUGUGUCUGUGUCUGUGUGUCCCCGCCCAUGGAGGCCCAUGGAAUUGGAUCCCUGGAGCUAGAGUUUGAAUGGGCGCUCGUCCUCUGGCAGUGGUACAUGCUUUUAACCUCCGGGCAUCUUUCCAGCCCCUCUAGGGUGGGUUUUUCUCAUCUGCCCCAGACUCACCAUGUCCUGAGUCAAGUAUGUCACUCUCCCCCCAGACCUUUUCUGUCUCUCUGUCCCUUCCCUGAUGACCAUCUUUCAGUACCUUGUCGCAAACAGCUUGGUCUAGUCUGGCUGCUUUCACUUGCUCCGUAGGAGUUUUUUUGUGGGCUCUGCUCUUGCUGUCUCCCAGCCCGUUCCCCUUCAGUACUUCACCUCACAGCACCCAACCUCUGGUAACUGCAGCCAGCUUCCAUUUCGUGCCUAGAACUCUCCUCUUUCCUGCUGAGAAGCUGCCGGUGGCCUUUGGAGUUCUGGGUGGUGACAGAUGCUCUCUGGAGCCUGUACACCUGAGUGGUCCAGGAGAAUAACCAGACCUGACAUUCAAGGGGGUCUGGGUGAUGCUGCUGCUGUAUAGAAUAAGCAAAUGCACCAGAGCAUGACCUUUAUGUGCCUCAGUUUCCCUCCAUAGAAAAUGGGAAAGAUUAAGAGGACUCUCUUGAGAUAGUGGAAAGGGGAGUUAAAAGGACUCUCUUGGGAUAGUGGAAAGGGGAGAUGAGUUAGAGGAGUCCAGCACAUGGCUCUUGAUGGACACAUUGUGGGAUCAGUUGUGAUGGCACACUAUGGUAUCUAGCUUCUUCAUCAGCCUUCAUCUUCCUUUGGAAUGCAUCUUCUGGGCCUGCGAGCACGGGGUACAUCCUGGGGUGGCUGUACAGGUGGGACCCAGUGAUCUGCAAGGGGAGGAUGGCCAGGCGGGGAUACGGCCCAGUGCUGCCAGAAGAGCCAUGGAUGCAGAAUUCAUACAGCUGUUGGACAUUGGCAGGUUAUGUCACCAGCAGAGGUGGCACCGGAGCUCCCUGAGGCCUGGAGACUAUGUACAAGAGGAAUGGUCUGAUGGCUAGCGUGCUGGUCACCUCUGCCACUCCACAGGGCAGCAGCAGCUCAGACUCUCUGGAGGGCCAGAGCUGCGACUAUGCCAGCAAGAGCUACGACGCUGUCGUCUUUGACGUUCUGAAAGUGACUCCUGAGGAGUUUGCC